CUCCCUCUGGGCUUCCGUCCUCCGCCCGCGCCCGCCGGAGGCUGUUCGCGUCGACUGACCAGAGUCCGCGAAUCCUCCGCUCCGAGCCCUCGCCACCGCUCUGACCCCCAGCUUUUUAUUCUUCAAGAGCACUGAGAGCCAUGUCCCUGCAUCAGUUUUUACUGGAGCCAAUCACAUGCCAUGCCUGGAACAGGGAUCGAACCCAGAUCGCCCUGAGCCCCAACAACCACGAAGUGCACAUCUACAAGAGGAAUGGGAGCCAGUGGGUGAAGGCGCACGAACUCAAGGAGCACAAUGGGCACAUUACAGGCAUUGAUUGGGCCCCCAAGAGUGACCGCAUCGUCACUUGCGGGGCAGACCGUAAUGCCUACGUGUGGAGUCAGAAAGAUGGUGUUUGGAAACCCACCCUGGUGAUACUGAGGAUUAACCGCGCAGCCACCUUUGUCAAGUGGUCCCCCCUCGAGAACAAAUUUGCUGUGGGAAGUGGAGCCCGCCUCAUUUCUGUUUGUUACUUUGAGUCUGAAAAUGACUGGUGGGUGAGCAAGCACAUCAAGAAGCCGAUCCGCUCCACAGUGCUCAGCCUGGACUGGCACCCCAACAAUGUGCUCCUGGCCGCGGGGUCCUGUGACUUCAAGUGCAGAGUGUUUUCUGCCUACAUUAAGGAGGUGGAUGAAAAACCAGCCAGCACACCCUGGGGCAGCAAGAUGCCUUUCGGUCAGCUGAUGUCAGAGUUUGGUGGCAGUGGCACUGGUGGCUGGGUCCACGGGGUGAGCUUCUCUGCCAGUGGGAGCCGCCUGGCCUGGGUCAGCCAUGACAGCACUGUGUCCGUUGCCGACGCUUCCAAAAGUGUGCA
Molecule: messenger RNA, 853 nt
Organism: Castor canadensis (American beaver)
Lineage: Eukaryota; Metazoa; Chordata; Mammalia; Rodentia; Castoridae
Gene: Arpc1a
Product: actin related protein 2/3 complex subunit 1A
Biological process (GO): Arp2/3 complex-mediated actin nucleation
Cellular component (GO): actin cytoskeleton; Arp2/3 protein complex
Molecular function (GO): actin filament binding
Source: RefSeq, a predicted model, not a curated record